GCAGCGCCUGAGUCGACCUGUGGAGUCAACCUGUGCCAACAAAUAGCGCAUGGUAGUUAACGACUUCCUCCAGGAUGUAGAGUGUUGUUUCCCGUACGCGGGAGGGGACUUGAGGCAUCGUGUCUCGUUCCUAGUGAGCGAUGAACUCCCCAUGGACAUGUUGUUAGGUAUGUACUACCUCUUUGUGGCACAGCCCCAGUUUGACUCGGACCGAAAAGUGGUCAAACACACUCUGCCAGGUGGAGGGACCGCCAGAUUACAUAAGUUCAAAGCUAGUAGUCUGAUUGAGUCCUACGGGUGCAUGUGUGCGGCCGCGUUCUACAAUUAUUAUAAGCAAAAUCAGGAGGAGGGUAUGUGCUUAGUUUAUGUCUCUGCUGUAGGCGAGCCGGUGAAAAUGCCGCCGGAGAUAGAGGGCGUAGUUGCCAAGUACCCUGAUCUAUUUGAAGAGCCAACAGGGGUUGUUGAUAGGGAGGUCGUCCACGCGAUAGAGAUUAUCCCAGGGUCUAGUAUUCGGAAGGGUAGGAUCUAUAGGAUGUCUCCAGGCGAGCUUGAUGAGCUUCGCCGCCAACUCAAGGAACUCGUAGAGAAGGGUUGGAUCCGGCCGAGUGUCUCUCCUUACGGAUCUCUAGUACUAUUCGUACCUAAGAAGAAGGAGGGCACUCUCAGGAUUUGCAUUGACUAUAGGGGCCUCAAUGCCAUCACUGUGAAGAACAGAGAGCCCCUACAGGGCAUCGACGAUUUGCUAGAUAGAGUGCAAGGAUGUCGGUACUUCAGCAAGAUAGAUCUGAAGUCCGGGUACCAUCAGAUUGCAAUUCGGCCCGAGGAUCAACACAAAACCGCUUUUCAGACCAGGUACGGUCCGUACGAGUUUGUGGUGAUGCCUUUUGGCCUUUGCAAUGCUCCUGGCACCUUUCAGCACACUAUGAAUCGGAUAUUCCAUGACUACUUGGAUAAGUUUGUCAUCGUGUACCUCGAUGACAUACUUAUUUUUAGUAAGACUGUCGAGGAACAUGUUGCACACUUGGACAAAGUCCUCGGCCUCCUGCGACAACACAAGUUCAAGAUCAACGGUGAGAAGUGUGAGUUUGGCCGCACCCGUGUCUUGUACUUGGGUCAUGAGAUCUCCACGGAAGGGUUGAAGCCCGAUGACGCGAAGGCGGCCAGCAUUCGUGAUCGGCCACAUCCUCAGUAUGUGACUGGGAUGAGAUCUUUCUUAGGAAUGACAGGCGACUAUAGAACUUUCAUGAAGAACUAUAGCAUAGUGGCCGCUCCUUUGACUGAUCUGACGCGCCUUGACACCCCAUGGGAGUGGACAGAUAAGUGUGAGGCUGCUUUCAGACAUCUGAAGCACGCAUUAACUCACCAUGAAGUCUUAAACCUUCCUGAUCCUGACAAACCGUUCAUAGUCACUACGGAUGCCAGCCAAUACGGCAUUGGCGUCGUGCUCGCGCAGCAGGAGGGRCCAAAGUUGAGGCCAGUUGAGUACAUGUCUAAGAAAAUGCCGUCUCAGAAGUUGGCUAAGUCCACUUAUGAGAAGGAACUCUAUGCGGUGUACAAGGCUCUYACCCAUUGGAGACACUAUCUCCUUGGGAGGUUCUUCAUUCUCAGGACUGAUCAUCAGACCCUGAAAUGGAUGAGAACCCAGCCGGUACUCUCUGACGCUCUCAAGCGUUGGAUCGAAGUCAUUGAGCAAUAUGACUUUGACCCUCAGUAUCUCAAAGGGGAGUAUAACAAGGUUGCUGACGCCCUGUCGCGCAGACCAGACUUCUCAGGUGCGCUGAUUACUGAGUUCAGUCUUACAGACAAUGUUACUCAAUCUUUGGUGGAAGCCUAUUGCAAGGACCAGUUUAUGUCUGAGAUCCUACGCAGACUUGAGGCGAAGGACAAGAAGACGUCCGCCGAGUUUGAGUUGGUUAAUGGCUUGCUGUUCCUUGAGAAGGCAGGGAAUAAACAAUUGUGUGUUCCCAAUAGUGAAUCUUUGCGUAGUUUGUUUUUAGGUGAGUGUCGUGAUGCCACCGGUCAUUUCGGGUACAAGAAGACCGCAGCCAACUUGCUGCAGCGAUUCUGGUGGCCCACGAUGAUGCGAGAUGCACAACUAUACGUGGAGACUUGUCAAGUUUGUCAACGCGACAAACCACGUACUCAGGCUCCUCUUGGGCUUCUGAAGCCCCUUCCAAUUCCCGAACGGCCUGGUGAGAGUCUGUCCAUGGAUUUCAUGGAUACUCUGAUCACCAGCAAGAAUGGAAUGCGUCACAUUUUCGUCAUCGUGGAUAGAUUUAGUAAGUAUGCUAGGUUAGUAGCUAUGCCGGAAACAGCAAAGACGGAGUACGUGAUUAGAAUGUUUAAAGAGAACUGGGUCAGGGACUUUGGUCUACCGAAGUCCAUUGUUAGUCACAGGGAUGUGAGAUUUACAAGCGAGUUGCGGAAGGCUGCUGCUAUAGAGCAGGGCACUCAGUUGCAAAUGACUUCUGGGAAUCACCCAGAAGCUAAUGGCCAGGCUGAACAACUGAACCGCGCUGUACAACACCUGUUGAGGCACUAUAUCAAGCCCAACCAGGUGGACUGGGAUGAGAAGCUUGCUCUCGUCGCCAGUCUGUAUAACAACGCAGUACACAGCGCCACUGGGAUGAGCCCGAACAGUUUACAAUUGACUUUCAAGCCGAAACUACCCCUUGAUUUCCUCCUACCUGAGCAUGAGUCAACUGUUGCACCGGGUACGUUAGAGUUUGCUUACAGAUAUGAACAGAAAAUGCAGCAGGCGGUAGAACAGAUGCAAAAGGCACAAGCAGCGAUGAUAGAGUCCGAAAAUACACACCGCCGGCCUUCUACAUUUCAGGUUGGGGACAGAGUCUGGGUUAAGUCUUCAGAACUGGGACAGGAGUACGGGAUAUCCCGCAAACUCAUGCCUCAGUACUUUGGACCUUGGGAAGUCUUGGACAUCGCCGGAACAGAUCCGGAUGGGCCAUCAUAUGUUGUCCGUAUUCCUGGUCAUCUUCGUACUUACCCUGUCUUUCACGCCUCCAAGCUGGCACCUUUCAAAGAGAACGACCAGUUUCCAUCUCGUCGCUCAAUGCUGCCCCCAACCAUGGACGGAGAAGUCGACAUCGAUGAUAUUGUCGACCACAGGGAGAUGCCCGUUCAAAAGCCUCCAGGAAGGGGACGUCCUCCCAAGCCAAAGCUGCAGUUUCGUGUCCACUUCAGACAUCACACGGAUCCGAAGGAGGACCGCUGGUUUACUCGGGAGGAAUUAAUGCAGACCGCUCCUCAAAUCGUUGCCCAAGGAUGUAUUGAAAGGAAAGCGCCAGAUUGCUCAGGAUUGAGCUUCUCAGAGGACUGUUGAAGCUAUGGAGGAGGGAAUGCGAGGCCACUGCCUCUAGAGCCCCAUAAGGCCCCACUAUCACAGCCCGUCGGCCGCCCUAAGUGAA
Messenger RNA from Chara braunii, 3425 nucleotides. NCBI's taxonomy places the organism in Eukaryota, Viridiplantae, Streptophyta, Charophyceae, Charales, Characeae. The record is from the annotation of a GenBank genome assembly.